Pipistrellus kuhlii (Kuhl's pipistrelle) is the source of this 1869-nucleotide messenger RNA. It is a transcript of the gene GJD4, whose product is annotated as gap junction protein delta 4. Bases 252 to 1340 code for a protein of 362 amino acids. The record is from RefSeq and is a predicted model, not a curated record. Gene Ontology annotation, cellular component: connexin complex. Gene Ontology annotation, biological process: cell communication. Lineage: Eukaryota; Metazoa; Chordata; Mammalia; Chiroptera; Vespertilionidae. The transcript has 3 exons.
UGCAGAGUCCUUGCAUCAAAUACAUAUCUUCAUAUAGCAAUGAUAGAUUAAGGAUUAAUGAAAGGAAAAAUCGUGUUCUUUCCUUAUGUCUCCAGGAUAAAGGGGAAUUGGAGUCAAGGUUGACACAGAUCAUGAAGGAAGGUUUCUACCCAUCAUCAUCCUGAACUAUAUCUCCCACAAUUUUUCACCUCCUUGGAAACAACAAUCUUCUGACAUACCCAGCAGCCUUGAAUCUUCAACAUUCUGGAAGCAUGGACCGUUUGGACUUGCUUGGGUUCCUCAUCAUCACGUUAAACUGCAAUGUGACUAUUGUGGGGAAGAUCUGGCUUAUCUUCAUGAUCCUGCUGAGGAUGGUGGUGAUCAUUGUGGCUGGGUCCCCCGUUUACCAGGAUGAACAGGAGAGGUUUGUGUGCAACACUCUGCAGCCAGGGUGCGCCAAUGUCUGCUAUGAUGUUUUCUCCCCAGUGUCCCACCUACGCUUCUGGCUGAUCCAAAGCUUGUCUGUUCUCCUCCCUUCUGCGGUUUUCAGUGUCUAUGUGCUGCACAAAGGAGCUCAGCUCGCCGCCUGGGGACCCUGUGGGACAGAUGGUGGUUCAGGGAGCCAGGACCUCGCAGAUCUGAGCCCCAGGGAUAGGCGCUGCCCUCUUCACUGCAGGGAGGGGCGCAGCCUAGUGGUGCCAGACUUUUCCUCCGGCUACAUUGUGCACCUCUGUCUUCGGACCCUGGCAGAGACAGCUUUCGGGGCCUUGCAUUACCUCCUUUUCGGAUUCUCUGUCCCCAACAGAUUUUCCUGCGCCCACUCUCCCUGCUCUGGCGCGGUGGAUUGCUACGUCUCUCGGCCCACGGAGAAGUCCACGCUGAUGCUCUUCCUCUGGGCACUCAGCGCGCUCUCUGUGCUGCUCAGCGUGGCCGACCUGCUCUGUAGCUUGGGCAGGAGGAUGCCGAGGGGGCCGGGACCCACCGAGGGCCCCCGGGAAAGGAGGCCGGACCCCGUGGUGCUGGAUAGGCCCGGGGAGGAGAGGGUGUCGCUAGCACACUCAGGCCUGUGCACCAGAGGGCACGGGGCCCACAGCCCCAGUGGUCAGUGGGCUGUGUCGGAGCUUCCAGAGGAUGAGAGUGAGGGGCUGUCCUUGGCCAGCGACAAGCUCUCCAGGGCUUGCACAGAGCCUGGGGUCAGGCCCCACGCAGAGCGCCCCCCGGACUCUGAAAGUGAGCAUCUCUCAAGGCCCCGCCGUCUGCUGGCCCCGCACCGCCUGUCCAGUCCCUGGCAGCCCGCAGCCCGCCAGGCUGGCGCUGGGAGCGCCCCUCCCCUGGGGACCCGAAGGUCUGAGUGGGUGUGAAAAGGGCGGCCAGGCAGCACAGUGACUGAAAGAAGACUUGAACCCUAACGUCACCUUGGCACGUGGGAAAUCUUCAUGUCCCAGGAGAAUAUCAACAGGCAGGAAGGCCAGCUGGCCUGCGACAAGGACUUCGUGGGACACUCACAGACUUGCACUGUUGAUUUAAUUUAGAUAACCCUGUCUGCUGAAUUCAGAAACUCUUGCAUUCAAAUUCGGACUGGAAGCUAAAAUGAUUAAUUCGAAAGCGUCAGGUUGCUUAGGGAUUAUGCUACACUCUGACUGGUUUGUUGUCUUAUUCUUUAUCAUAGUAUGUGCUUUAUGUAAAGCAAGUUCUUUUACAUUAAUGGAGUUCAUUACUGUUUUCCAGUGAUUAUUAUGAGUCUUUUUUUCUUUUUAUUUGUUUUUAUGUUUUUCCUUUUUGUUUGUUUUUCUGCGUGGAUUUAAUUUUAAAAAGAGGCACCUUAAGCAUGGCAUCAGUAGAGACACAUUAGUUUAACUUCUCCAAACCUUCAAUGGUGAUUGCUUGUGA